AUGGGUUUUCGAGAGAAUGCGCACAGCAAGGUCGUUGUACGAGAAGAUUUGGUCGAAGGAAAAGGGUUGUGCUACAUUUACAGCGAUAACACCCACUGCCCAAAGUCAGUCAAUGGCGACAUCGUUAACCCCAAGUGGGGGACGACCAAGGCAGGGAAGCCUAGAAAGAGGCUGGGUCAAGCCUGCAACACCUGUCGCGAGAAGAAGAUCCGCUGCGAUCCCCAAAUCCCAAAAUGCGCGCAAUGCCAAAAGUUUGGACGGGAGUGCAAAUUUGAGCCAGGUGUUCGAGGCUCCCAGCGUAGCACACGAGGCUCAUCGCCUGGUGAUGCGCCCUCACUCCAGGAACGCCGAAACAGCAUUUUCCACGACCGACACGGCUCCGAAACCUCUGCCGGUCAAACUAGUGCAACAAGGUCCUCGAUCAACGUUGAUCACUUGCUAUCACCCGCGUCCACUCACUCUCUCGGGUCACACGAAUCGCCUCCAGGUAAGAGGCGCAAGUUCUCCACCUCACCCAACAUAGACUCGCGUCCGGUCGCAACGCCUCGACCGGUCCCGAACGACAGAACCUUUUCUCCCAACGUUGACCCAUUUUCAUGCGAUCCUCAGAUGACUAUGCAUUAUAUCGGAAGUUUCUUGACGAACUUUAAUGGCAACUUGUAUCAGAUCUUCCCGACCGAUAAAUUCGUUGCCUGGCUUCAGAACGCGGCAGCCAAGUCGAGCAGCGAUAUGUUGCUGAUGUACACUAUGAUGGCUUUUGGUACGAUUUUUGCAGCGGCACCUUCCGUGGAGGAGCGACAACACGACCGCGACGUCUUCUUGAGGAUCGUUGAUGAAGCUAUGAACAGGCAAUCAAGCAGGCCAAGUUUACAGAUGGUCCAGUCCCUGGUCUUGCUUUCAUUGCUGCGGUUCUCACGGGGCCAGCUUGAGGAGUCGAGAGAAUUAUGCACUUCGGCAAUGCGAUUAGGGACAGAUAUCGGCCUGAGCCGAGAACGAAUCGAGUCCGUGGAGCCCUACUUCGGUCUCGAUGCACAUACAUCGGACGAGUGCCGGAGGCGUACGUUCUGGGUCGCAUACAUCGUCGACACGUUGCUUCAGUAUUAUGUCGCUUGGCAAGGUCGCCCCAUCAGCGUUGACUGCAAGCUACAAGUACCAUGCAGCCAAACCCAGUAUGACGAUGGCAGCAUCCCACAGCUCCCGGUAGCCGAGUUUCACGGGCUGGAUCCUCACGACAUUCCAUUGGAUAACGGAAGUUCCGUCCUCACUAAGCUUGUUGGCGGGAUUGCCAUACUUCGCGAUAUUGUCUCUUGGGUCAAAUGCCUCAAAGACAUGGAUGUGUCUCAGAUUCAGGCAUCACAACAGGAUUUCCAAGACCAGAUCAACUGGCGAUUGGCGGCAUGGAAACAAAAGGUCACCGGCAUGACGCAAGCAGAAGAAGACCGAAAGCUUGCAGAGGGCAAGAAGGUAGAUCCUGACGAAUUACUUAUAGUGUACCACCUUGGAAAGAUGGUAUUGCAUCGACACGUCCGACAUGAAUUCAUGACGAGGCAGCAGGUUGAGAUGAAUUGCCGCGAGGUUCGCAGCCACGCGUACGCCUUGCUGCAGCUCCUCCAUACACUCCAUGAGAGGAGCAAUUUUGAUGAACGGACACCGCUCACGGCAUGUCCUGUGGCAGGAUACGCAGCAUUUGUGGCGGUCGACAUCAUCACGGCCGCGGGAUCCAUGUCCAGCGUGCUGGAGAGUUCGGCCGAGGAUAUCUACGAUGGUCUCCACCACGAGCGGAUGGACACGGGCGCCCACGACACCUUCAUGGACCUGGUGCCGACGGCGUCGGAAGCACUGGUAAACUUGGGUCAGUACUGGGACACGGCGAGACGGCAGGGCGAGCUCGUCACUUCACGAUUCCAGACCGUGCUCAUGGCCGCGAAGACGGGGUCAUCGAGUCAGAAGGCGGCAUAUUUUAUUCGGAACUCUUUCUGCAGCCCAUUUGGGAUGGAUAUGGAUGUGAUAUAUGGCAUUACGAAACUGGCACUGUUCAAGGCGCUGGGGAUGGGAGAUCGGGUCCGCAAUCAGUUCGAUCUGUAUGAAAUUCAGGGGUAA
Molecule: messenger RNA, 2100 nt
Organism: Cyphellophora europaea CBS 101466
Lineage: Eukaryota; Fungi; Ascomycota; Eurotiomycetes; Chaetothyriales; Cyphellophoraceae
Exons: 2
Coding region: 1-2100 (699 amino acids)
Biological process (GO): DNA-templated transcription; regulation of DNA-templated transcription
Cellular component (GO): nucleus
Molecular function (GO): DNA-binding transcription factor activity, RNA polymerase II-specific; DNA binding; zinc ion binding
Source: RefSeq, a predicted model, not a curated record